UAAGCUCGCUGUCACCGUCUCGCCACAUCUAACGUCAGCUAACCAGAGGUGUCAAUGCGAUGAGCCGUGAAUUCAUUGACCAUGGCUCACUUACGGAUGUGCUUGUCCGUCGCUGUGCUGCAGCUGGUCCUGUUCAGAAGCUCGGAGGCUCUUUGGUGUAACUGCACCACUGCCCAGUGUCAGAGGACCGGCUUCCAGUGUGAGACCGAUGGAGCCUGUAUGGCUUCCACCUCCUUCAUUGAAGGCGUAGAGCAGCACAUACGUAUCUGCAUCACUCGGGACAACCUGGUGCCCCCUGGACAGCCCUUCUACUGCCUCGGUGCCGAGGGCUUGCUCAACAUCCACUGCUGCUACACUGACUACUGCAACAGCAUCGACCUCAAAGUACCCUCAGUGACCACUCCGUCAGGACUGGAGGGCGGCUACGGCCCUGGUGGAACAUGGGGGCUGGUGGAACUGGUCGCUGUGAUUGCAGGGCCGCUGUUCCUGCUGUGUCUGCUGCUGUUGGUGAGCUUGUUCCUGUAUCAGUACCACCAGAGGGCCUACAACUACAGGCAGAGGCUGGAGAUGGAGGACCCCUCCUGUGACCACCUGUACAUGGCCAAAGACCGGACCCUGCAGGACCUCAUUUAUGAUCUCUCCACAUCUGGUUCAGGCUCAGGUCUGCCUCUGUUUGUCCAACGGACGGUGGCCAGAACUAUCGUCCUGCAGGAGAUCAUUGGAAAGGGGCGUUUUGGAGAGGUGUGGCGAGGACGUUGGAGGGGGGGCGAUGUGGCAGUGAAGAUCUUCUCAUCCAGAGAAGAGCGCUCCUGGUUCCGUGAGGCUGAGAUCUAUCAGACCAUCAUGCUCCGUCAUGAGAACAUUCUGGGCUUUAUAGCUGCUGACAAUAAAGAUAAUGGCACAUGGACCCAGCUGUGGUUAGUGUCAGAUUACCAUGAGCACGGCUCUCUGUUUGACUACCUAAACCGCUACUCUGUCACUACUGAAGGAAUGAUCAAACUGGCACUCUCGGCUGCCAGCGGCCUCGCACAUCUGCACAUGGAGAUACUUGGAACGCAAGGAAAGCCAGGCAUCGCCCACAGAGAUCUGAAGUCCAAGAACAUCCUUGUGAAGAAGAACUGCACCUGUGCUAUUGCUGACCUGGGUCUGGCCGUCCGUCAUGACUCUGCCAACGACACUAUUGACAUCGCCCCCAAUCAAAGGGUGGGCACCAAGAGGUACAUGGCUCCCGAGGUUCUGGAUGAGACUAUCAACAUGAGACACUUUGACUCGUUCAAAUGUGCCGACAUCUACGCCUUGGGGCUGGUCUACUGGGAGAUCGCCCGUCGCUGUAACAGUGGAGGGAUCCAUGAAGAGUACCAGUUGCCCUACUAUGACCUGGUACCUUCUGAUCCGUCCAUAGAGGAGAUGAGGAAAGUGGCGUGUGACCAAAAGCUACGACCCAACAUCCCAAAUUGGUGGCAGAGCUAUGAGGCUCUGCGGGUCAUGGGUAAGAUCAUGAGGGAGUGUUGGUAUGCGAAUGGAGCUGCCCGCCUGACAGCCUUGCGAGUGAAAAAGACGCUGUCCCAGCUCAGCAUUCAAGAGGACAUUAAAGUCUAAGUGGAGUCAGCAGAGCACUGGGGAGGAGCACUGAGCGGGGCCCGGCUCCAGAUUGUAGGACAGUGAGACGGAGGCUCCGGGCCCUUCUCCGAAGAACGCACAAAGUAAGAGAACCUGAUGGAGAGUGGCACUUUGUAAAAUAUUUGUCCAUAGACACUCCUGCCAGUUUUGAAGCCACUUGAUUUCUGACAAACCCUACCUCGCUUACCCAGCCAAACUACCAAGAACACCUUUCCUGUCUUGUCCACAGCUACUGCUGCCCUACCUGAACCUUUCUGUUCCUCUCUACACUCCAUACUAACAAGGAUCCUUGAGUUUCCUGUGUAAUUAAUUGUAUGCAAUCAAUAGCAGGACAUGUAAUUAACCAGUCAACAUUGUAAAAAUAAGUUGCUGAUCCAUUAUGCUUGAUAGUCGACGAUCAAAAUUCACUUUUAUUGUCCUUGGAAGGGGACGGGCUUGGAGGGUUAGGGGUGUUUUAACUUAUUUUUUACCUAUUCUGUGAUUUAAGUGACUAGAUCUAAUCUAUAUGGGUGUUUGUGAGGCAACUGUGGCCGGGGCUACAGCCCACAGGCACAUGACAAACGGCUUAUAAAUCAUUAGAGAAUAAUCCGUCUGGUUCUGCUGCAGUGUUGUCGUUUAGUUCAGUGCAGAUUACCAUGUCAUCAUGUGCAGUUGAGACAGUUUGUGUAAGUUGACUUUCAGCAAGGUGUUCCAAACGUUCACUGGAGCAUUACGGCCGGGCUGCACUGGACACGUGUGGAUCGCAGAAAGUCUCACGUUUCAUCUCGAUGCCCAUGUUAUCAGGUUAGAGUGGUCACACUGCCUGUGUGAGCCACGCAUCUCAGGUGCAUUUCACACAUGUGGAGCCCUCUCCUCUAGAGAGGCGGGAUCCCGGCUAUUUUCACCACGUGGCGCGCACGAUUCCCAGCUAAAUAGACAGCGAAAAUUAUCUUUCACCAGUUUUAAUUUCUAUAUCUGUCAAAUGGGUUGCAAGCGUACAUUUUUUUGCAACAGAUCCUUUACCAAAGUAAAGAGCUGAAUCCAUUCCAGAAAAUUCAUGUAGCAGCUCCGCAAGCAAUCACAUUGGCAAGACACAGCAGAUCAGCGUGACGGUCCACAUGUACCCAGUGCGGCCCGGGCAGAAGGGCACCUUGCAAAGCAUGAUUUAGCCUUUCCCAUAAACUGUUGUAAUCCUCAGGUUGUCUUCAUCAAUCAAAGAUUUUUUUCAGUUUAAAAAUAGCUUAAGAAAUAUACCCAUGUAGGGUUUUUUAAAUAAUAAUGCAUUUUUCUAGGAUGGAGGAUUUGACUUGUUGAGUGACAGCUCCCGGUCAUCUGAUACUGUAGGUUUCAUGUCACCCGCUGGCUUCAGAUCUGGACACUACUAAUGCAAAACACUACAGGCAGCAUGUUGCACAGUGGUAUAUGUAGUCUGUUUAUAUGAUGGUGUCCUAUUCUGAAUGCAGCUGCUGUCUCUCUCUCUCUCAGUGAAACCACAGAGCGUAACCUGCCAUGAGUGUGUACAAUGGUUCCAGUCCCUCAGAUAAGCUGGUAUACACAGAUGAACCUUUGCAGCUGCCAAUACUAUUUACACUGUAGAUUAAAUGCGAGGUGGUAUUGUAUUGUUUUUAUUCACUUUUAACACUAACUCCAGGAAUCUGAGUAGUAGUUUUGUUUGUUUUAUUUCAUAUUGUCAAAGCAUGACCAGUGUUCUUUUGCCCUCGGGCUCAUUUACCCUGGCCAAGUAUAACUACUGCACAUUAACUAGCUUUUUCAGGUGAUACUUGUGUAUAUAUAUAUAUAUAUAUAUUUGAUUGAUACUUAGGGCAUGUUUUAGAUGGUUGAAUCUCUUAUACCAGCUUUUUGGUUGGUGGGAAGAAAAUCAAAGACUUCUGUUUCAAAAAGAAUCACGUAACAGUCUACUUUCUGACCUCUGAAGUAACAUUACUGUAUGAUUGUCAAACACUGCUUUUGUUGACCUGUUAUUUUGUCGCUCUCUGAUAAAGGAGAGGAAUAUUUGAUUUUUGAAUCCCCGCUCCCCCCCGCGGUUCCUUUUUGUAUACCAUGCAUUACUUACCCAAUGUGCGAACUGUAUGUGAUCCGUUUCCUUUGUGCUAAAGUUGUCAGAAAUCCAUCUACAGUUUUUUUUUCAGGAAAGAGAUGCACUUUUGUCUUCUAGUUGUAUGCAAAAGCAACAGGUACUGUUUGUGUGAAUAGUCUGUCCCAUGUUAUUUGUGUGUGUAGGCUGUGAGUACCUCUAUGAAAACCUGAAAGGCCACGAUGUGCACUACUACUGACCUCACAGCAUUAAAACCAAAUUAUUCUCAGAAUCAUCUUUGCUCAGUGUUGAUUUAAGAUCGCGCCACUGAAAACGAGAAUGUUUACACAAACCACGGCAGUCGGUUGCAGUACACUCCGGAGAGAAUCAGACUUUUCUUUGGAAUCUCUGGGAGAAGAAACUAAAUACUACUGAAAUGAGUCAACACCGUCUCCAAUGUGUUUGACCAGUACUUAAUCAUUUAGAUCUCCUCGCUCACCUUUACUGUAUUGUUAAAGUCUUAGGGGAUGUGAGCAAGAAGAGACAGACUGCACUCGAUGCUGUUGUUUUUGGCUGGACACACUGGGAAGCUCUGCAGUUUAUGUGGUUGAAUGUCAUCCAUAAACACUAGAGAGGUAUGUUUGUCAAAUUGUAUUUGCCUUACAAUGUUAAACAAAAUUAACUGCAUAGUGUAUUUAAAGGCUUUACCACCUUGCUCCAGUAGUGGGAUGUUGGGAAGAAAUUGGGUAUUAAACCACAAAUUGUGUUAACUUCCAGGUCUCUGUCCAGUUAUAGCAAAGAGACAAUUGUAUCCAUGUACAAACCCCUUCAGGACUUCAAUCAUGUAUCUUCUAAUAUAGAGUAAUAAAUACAUUGGUUUUCCUAUGUUG
Platichthys flesus (European flounder) is the source of this 4524-nucleotide messenger RNA. Its product is annotated as activin receptor type-1B-like. The coding region runs from base 82 to 1599 and encodes 505 amino acids. Gene Ontology annotation, biological process: cellular response to growth factor stimulus; nervous system development; activin receptor signaling pathway. The transcript has 9 exons. The record is from RefSeq and is a predicted model, not a curated record. Gene Ontology annotation, cellular component: plasma membrane; activin receptor complex. Lineage: Eukaryota; Metazoa; Chordata; Actinopteri; Pleuronectiformes; Pleuronectidae. Gene Ontology annotation, molecular function: activin binding; activin receptor activity, type I; ATP binding.